This is a messenger RNA of Enterobius vermicularis (human pinworm), 567 nucleotides long. The record is from the annotation of a GenBank genome assembly. NCBI's taxonomy places the organism in Eukaryota, Metazoa, Nematoda, Chromadorea, Rhabditida, Oxyuridae.
ACUGUGGAUUAUGCUGAGCGUUCUUUUGCACUUGGAAUCCAGUGGAUUCUUGUUCGUGUAAUCGGUACUAUUCCUGCUCCUGUAUUAUUCGGGUGGAUGUUCGACGUGUCAUGCGUGCGCCGACACAUGGACCCAUGUUCUAAGCAAGAUGCUGCUCUUACUAAGGUGUUAGAAGGAUACAUUUGUUUUCUGACGGUAAUACAACAUGCAGCAGACACCAAAUAUUUGGCUGUUUUGUGUGCAUUUGUGGCGGGAACUUUUGAGAAGGUUGUUAUAAAAUUCGCUAGUAAUAUAAAAGUUGGAUCAAAGCAGGGAAGUUGCACCUUGUAUCAAAACAAGCGGCUAGCGGAGCUGUUCCUGGCUUUUAGUGUGAUGGGGCAGUUAAUCGCAAUGGUGUUACUUAUAUCUACCCUGGUAUUCUUUUCUGCUCAGCUUCGAGAUGAUCCACUGCCAACAACUGCUGUUGCUGUUCAAGAUGUAGUGAGUAAAGAUGUAGAAAGCAAUAUCGACGGGCUGACCGAUGAGGAGAACGGCUAUGGUUUUAAUUGUGAGAAGCCAGAGAAUUAA